AUGGACGCCAAGCAGCGCGAGGAUACGCUGGCAGUUGCAUCAGCAGCAGCACAAGCAGCAGACGCAUCUGCUCCACCGCGCAAGAAGUCGCGCGGCUCUGGAUGCGACAAGAGCGAGUUCGUGAGCGUCAAAGCGGGAAUGCGGGAAUUAAACAGGCGGCUAGCAGCUGCAUCAGAAGACGCCGUUGCUUCUGAUUCUUUUUCUCCUGCUGCCAGUACGACAACAGCAAUUGGAGUGUCAAAUGCGACACGGGAGGACGUCAAAUCGUGUCGAGUCAAAACAAAGACGACUUCGUUUAAAGCUGCUCGUCCUGUAAAGAAGAGAAGAGCGAGCAAAGUGGCAACGACUGGUGGGGAUGAGGAUGACGCACGUUCUGAUGCGUCGAAGAAGACGCUGGCGGAAGUGAAGCGGGAGCUGGAACGCGAGCAGAGAAAGAGAGUGGAAUCGCGUAUUCAGACGCUGCAGUGGGAAGCUGAAGCAACGGCAUAUGUUGUUUCGUUGACUUCUCGUGCACAUAACAAUGAUGGACCGCGUGGUUGUGUAAAACAAGGAGGAGAUAAGCAACUGAUUAGUGGUAAUCGAAUGGAGGAGCCAGCAGUAGCGUCACCGUUAACGAUGAUAGACGCCAAUAGAUUGCGCGCAACAAGUACGUGCAAAGCAGGUUCUACUACCCUUCACAUGCCGGUCAAAGCUCUUGAUGGGUCGUCGGUUGAACCGCCGUGUAAGAACGAGUUUAUUACUGGGGAUGUAGACGAAGACGUAGUGUAUGCACUGGCGCUUGAAGAGGCGGAACAGAAGCUCGCAACGCCUCAGAAGCCACUGCCGUCUCGUAGUGGAUCUGUGAGUGCUACUAACUCGAACUUUGUAGCAUCACGCAGUCUUCGGGUGCCGACUGCCUCGCCGAUUCUCGCGCAACCGACGCUUCUGGAUUCACAUGUACAUGCGCAGAUGCAGCUAAAACAGGAUGGAGAUACUCAGGAGCCAAAAACAACAGAUGCCGUGCAGAUCGAAGCGAAUUCUGAGAUUGUGAAAGAGAUGGAACGCUUAAGGCAUGAGAACGAGCUUCUGAGGCGGUCCAAUGAGCUCCUUCGAGCGGCUGCUCUCACGUCGCCAUCGAUACGAGCAAAGGAUUUUGAGAAUGAGCAAUCUCGCGCUUCACUUGAUCAAGUGCAUGAUCAGAACAGUGUUAGUUCUACAUCUAAGGUUACUACAUCGGGUACCCCGGCUGGUAGUUUCACGACUCGAUUUCUUAAUCUGGCCAGAUGUGAUAACGAACAGAACGUGAAGCGAAUGGUCCCAUCCUGGGAGACUUACCACAUUCAGGACUGUACGAGUAGCCGUUCUACAGGGAGUCAGCAAACCAGCUCGUCGGAUGCACAAAGUAAAGACACGAUACUGAGUCGUAGCGGCAUAGAGAAGAACGGUAUGAAAAACCAGCACCAGGUCAAGACUAAGAAGGCACAGGAGCCUGAUAAAGCUGUGGAACCUGAGUCAAAGCACUCCCGUGAUGUGUCUCCGCAAAAUCUUGCGGCGGGGUCUGAUCAAUUUGCAGCUGCGGAAGACAAGCAUCCCUCUACGCGAUCGGCGACAAACUAUGUGUUUGAUCAGGACAAUGAGACUGCGCAGCUCGAACUACUGCAACCAAAAGAGCUUUCUUCGUCAGUGCAGACCGCACAUGGACGCUGCGCGCAUACUACGUCAGGAAGCGAUGAUCAUAGAGGACCGGAUGUGAGCAUGCUCGACGUCGAGGAGAGGGACCACGAGGAUGGCGGAAAUGACCGAGACGAAGAGGAAACUGUCAAUAAAGAUCGAUCGAGUGAGCGGGAGUCAACGGUUGACAAUGGAAGUUACACGAAGUAUAAAGUUCGACGAGAUUUUGUUUACGGUGAUGCGGACGACCAUAUGGAUGAGGUCUGUGACCGCAAGACGUUUGCUGUGACAACAAAGAUUGCCACUGCGCAAGCAUUAUCGACUCAUACCGACUCAAACGUAUUGGAGACGGUGAACAAUAACGAGUCCGAGUCUGCCCUAAAGCCGGAUAAAAAAGCGAAGACUGAAUCUCGAGACCAAGCUACUAAACAUAAGAACUCAGGCGGUGGAGGUGGUUCAGUUAAACACAAAGCGACGCGAGUGAAAUCGAUUAAUCAGCGAGUCGAUGUCGCCCCUGCAACUGUAUCGUCGAAAUGCGAUUCUGAGACGGAAAGUGAUGAAGAUUUGAAGGAAAACGUUGUCGGCUCAAAUGCGUUAGAAGCCGCUCUGAAGGCAGCAGAGGAUGAUACGGGCUGCAAGAAUGAUGCUAGGCCACGUUCUGUAGCCGACGGUGCAACGAGUCACAAGCGACGCGUGGUGAAAGAACACCGAUCUGUAGCUGCUUCGGUAUCCUUACCUGUGUUACCGGCAAGCAGCACAACGAGGCAACAAAAGUUUGCUAGUGUUUCCUCGACAAGUGUUAAAACCUCCUCGAGUAUAAAAGACACCUUGCUGUGGCCAGCGCUGGACGACUUUUACAACUUUUUGCUAGAGAUGUCGCCAAGAAACGUCCGUGGAUCCGAUCAGAAGAGGGCUCACCUCAAGAAAUAUGCUGGUGGAAAGCUGCCGGCUCAGUAUGAUUCAGUCGACGACUAUUGCGGCUUACACCUUGAGGCUAUCAUGGAAGAGUUAAUGGCAUCAGUAAGCAAUGCAACAAACAUGAGAUCUGGUGGAAGAUCAGGUCUAGUCCGUAACUUGCCACUCACGUCUGUAUCGCCUUGCGGCCCACAAAGAGGUGCUACAUCGUUAAACGGAUUGAGUUUCAAUGCCAUUUUCUCCGAGAGUGGUUACACUGGCAACACGUCUAGUAGUAACGAUUACAUCCUCACUUUUGGUAUCCCUCCGCAUGGCAAGAAGGGCGCGUCGGACUUUACGAGCGGUGAUUUGGUUUUAGUGCGCUCUCCUCGUUGGAAAAACUACAACAUGUGUGUUUUCGGUGUGGCAUUGUGCGGCUCAGCGGGCAUUGUGGGAGGUAAAAGCACUUUGGGAAGUGAAGGCAGAGGCAAUCGACUCGGAAAAAGCGACCAGAUUUGUGUACUUCUUCGCGCUCAAGAGCGAGAUGAAGGAGAGACAGAAGACAGUUUUAGCGUGUUGACGGAGCUGUGUCUAUCGAAUCACCGUGCCCCAAAUUGGCGAUGGUCCCUCGAGCAAGUGCACAAUGUCACUACAAGUGCGCGCGAGUAUCAAGCGAUCAGGACUAUACCGUUUGUUUCCAACGAUGUUCAGCAGUUGCUAUUGCGUGGACGCUUGGACUCUCCUGCUGCUGGACCUACUUCAAAUAACGCUACGGCAUUGUCUUCACUACUUUCGCCACGAUUGCUGAAGUAUCUAUCGGACCACUACAAUGAGUCACAAGUACAGGCGAUUGUUGGAUGUCUAAGAGAAAAUAGUAGGGUCAUUGUCCAAGGACCGCCUGGAACCGGUAAAACCAAAACAGUGCUGGGACUCCUUGCUGCUUUGCUGGAUGGUGCUGGACUCCCCGCUCUUGGAAAAGCAAAAGGGACCGCGCGUAUUCGUGUGGGUGCAUCAUUUGAGAGCGCUCGGAAGUCAUCAAUGCCCAAGACUGAAGCCGACACCUCGAUCCGAAUCCUCGUUGCUGCACCAAGUAACGGUGCUGUCGACGAAUUGGUCGUCCGAGUUCUAAGUGAAGGCUUAUUCAGUAGUGAGAAGGGAGAGUUCUUUCGUCCACGAAUUGUACGCGUGGGCCGUCCAGAAAGUGAUCAACAGCCACCAGGUUUGGCACAGGCUCAAGAACUCGGUGAAAACAAGGAGAACUGCAAGAAGAAGCGAAAGUAUGCUCACGAGGUGGAAGAGGUCUUGCUUGAUACUUUGGUAUCAAAGCAUCGACGUUCGUUUUCGACCGUGAAGCAGACACGCGAGGCGGUCAUCAAGAAUGCGCAGAUUGUGUUCUGCACUCUCAGUGGAGCUGGCUCUGCGGCCAUGUGUGAGUUCGCACAAGAGUUUGAUGCUCUUGUAAUCGAUGAGGCUGGCCAAGCCGUUGAGGCUAGUACGCUGAUCCCGUUCAAAUUUCGUCCGCGUCGAGUUGUGCUAGUAGGUGAUCAUCGGCAGCUACCGGCUACGGUGAUUUCGAAACGGCUUGUUACAAUGGGAUAUGACCGGAGUUUGCAACAGCGCCUUGUUGAGAAUGAUUCGCCGGUGCUGCUGCUUUCUCAGCAGUAUCGAAUGCAUCCUGACAUCGCCGAAUUUCCGUCAGCUUACUUUUAUAGUAGACGCCUCGUACAGGAUGACAACAUGCGCGAAUGGACUGCGCAGGACUAUCAUCACGAUCGUGCUUUCAAGCCGCUGCUGUUUUAUGAUGUGCAAGGAGCGCAGAGUCAGGUUAGCGGAUCAACGUCAUUGCGUAACAUGAACGAAGUUGAGGCCGUGUCCCUGCUUGUGCAUCGUCUGCUCGUGACAUUUCCACAGGAAGAGUGGAAAAAUCGUAUUGGUGUCAUUGCACCGUACAAACAGCAGAUUUACGAGGUGCGCAGUGCGAUCAGGAAGCUCGAGGUUGCGUUUAAUCGCCGUUUGGACAUUGAUGUGAAUACCGUGGACGGCUUCCAAGGUCGUGAGAAAGAGAUCAUCAUUUACUCGUGUGUCCGUACAAGUUAUGGUGGUCGCCGGAAGAAAAAGAGACGGAGACACGGGAAUGACACGGACGAGAAUGUUCUCGAUGCUUUCUGGGCAGACGAGCGGCGUAUGAACGUCGCGAUCACUCGAGCCAAGAGCAGCUUGUGGAUUGUGGGGAAUUCGAAGUUGCUGAAGCAAAGUCGUGCAUGGAAAGCUCUCAUCCGGCACACAGAAGACCAAAGCAGAUAUAUUGGCAACAGUGCUGUCUUUCUCGCCUCGCCUCGUAGUACACCGAAGAUAUAG
Molecule: messenger RNA, 4902 nt
Organism: Peronospora matthiolae
Lineage: Eukaryota; Oomycota; Peronosporomycetes; Peronosporales; Peronosporaceae
Source: the annotation of a GenBank genome assembly